This is a messenger RNA of Miscanthus lutarioriparius, 216 nucleotides long. The record is from the annotation of a GenBank genome assembly. NCBI's taxonomy places the organism in Eukaryota, Viridiplantae, Streptophyta, Magnoliopsida, Poales, Poaceae.
AUGGUCCAGUCCAUCGAUCUGUCCAAAAACCGGCUAUCCGGUGGUGUCCCGGCGACGCUGGCCGGGUGCAAGAACCUCUACUCGCUCGACCUCUCCGCCAACAACCUCACCGGCGCCCUGCCUGCCGGCCUCUUCCCCCAGCUCGACGUCCUCACAAGCCUGAACAUCUCCGGCAACGAGCUAGACGAGGACAUCCUUCAAACAUCGGUGCACUGA